AUGUCCAAUCAAGAAUAUCGAUUAUCCGGUCGCUUAGGUGCCGAUUCAAUUAAAUUAAAUAAAUCAUCGUCGAUUCCUGAACCGGGUCCAGGACAAGUACAAAUUAAAUUUCAUGCUUGUUCUGUCAAUUAUCGUGAUUUGCUCAUCAGUAAAGGAUUGUAUCCAGUAUCAGCGAAAACCGAUAUCGUCCCGAUAUCUGAUGGUGCUGGAGAAAUAACAGCUGUUGGUGAAAAUGUUACUGAUCUGAAGAUUGGUGAUAGAGUGACACCUAAUUUUAAUCAAGAUCAUCUUCAAGGACAAUUAACAGAAAAAGAAAGUGCAGCAUGUCUUGGCAGUGGAUUGGAUGGUUGUCUUCGUCAAUAUGGUGUUUUUCGAGCUUCUAGUUGUGUAAAAAUACCUGAUUCACUCUCCUAUGAAGAAGCGUCUACCUUACCUUGUGCAGCAUUAACAGCCUGGAAUGCUCUCUAUGGAAACUCGGACAAACCUUUAAAAUCAGACCAUACUGUUCUCGUGCAAGGUACGGGUGGUGUUAGUGUUUUUGGUGCACAAUUUGCUUUAGCAGCUGGUGCAAAAGUCAUCCUGAUUUCAUCAACUGAUACGAAAAUCGCUCGAGUUAGACGAUUUCUUGUCCACAGAAAUCUUUCUACAAUUAAUUAUUCGGCAACUCCACAAUGGGGUAGAAGAGUUAAAGAUCUGACUGGUGGACGAGGAGUCGAUCAUAUUCUGGAAAUUGGUGGUGAAAAGACCUUAAAACAAUCAUGUGAAGCUCUAGCAUUUGGUGGUACAAUCAAUGUUAUCGGAUACCUUAGUAUGAUAGGUACUGGUCCAAGUAUGAGUGGACUAGAAAUUUUCAUCGCAGUAUUGUCGAAGAAUGCUUGUAUUCGUGGUCUUGCCAUUGGUAGUGUUGAACAAUUCAAUGCGAUGAAUGCCGCUAUUGAAACACAUAAAAUUAAACCAAUUGUGGAUAAAGCUUUUGAAUUUGAAGAUCUGAAGAAUGCUUUCGAAUAUCUAUCGGGACAGAAACAUAUUGGAAAGAUUGUUAUCAAAGUGCCACAAUGA
This is a messenger RNA of Adineta steineri, 1059 nucleotides long. The record is from the annotation of a GenBank genome assembly. NCBI's taxonomy places the organism in Eukaryota, Metazoa, Rotifera, Eurotatoria, Adinetida, Adinetidae.